AUGGUAUUGACCCAGGAUCGUCCAACCCCUGCACCACGGACUAGUUUAACCGACCGAAAACCACCAGUACCAAAUCGUAUUUUGAAAGGAGCAGUUAUUUUGAAUCCUUUUAAUUUCUUACCUGAUUCAACUAAACGGAUAUCAAAUUCUUGGUUGUUUUCGACUGUCCUACCCAUUCAAAAUUUAUCAUCAAGAAGUCAUCGUCGUGUUAAAUCUUUGUCCGAUAUUCCAAAAACGAUUGAAACGAAUAUUAAUCGAUCUGCUUCAUCAAACAUUCAGAGUACUGAUGAUUCUGGAGGUACGCCAGAUGAUAUACUGGAUUCAGAAGGCCUAGAACAAGGUCGCGUUGCAAGAAUUGCAAAAAUGCUGGAUUCAGCAAUUUAUGGGAAUGCAAAUUCCACAAUAGGACCAAUGAAUGAGCAGGAGAGUUCUUCAGUAAAUAUCAGUUUGGGAGCAGGGCAUGUUUUUUCUUCCAUAAUUAAAAAAUCAGAAUAUUUGCCGGAAGAUAGCACUGCUUCGGAUACCAUGAAUAAAAGUAAUAAUAAUAUUUCCAUCGAAUCCGAUACAGAGAAUGUUCCACAGAAUGGUUUGUGGAACUCAGGAUAUAUUGGUCUUGAAGCAUAUUCGAGAAUGAUGGAAUUAUUUUACGAUGAUGAUGAUGUUUUAUCAAAUAAUGGACGUCAAAGAAGUUUACAUUCUCCGGAAAAAUAUUCUGCUGCUGGUUGUCUUGAAAAUUCAGCAAAUAUGAUCUUGCAUUCUGGGAGUGAGAGCAAGAAGAUGAAUGAUGGAGAUGUUUUAAAGAAUAAAUUAUUGUUGUCGGCACGGGCUGAAGUCUUUGUUUGCAAGAAAGAUUACGGUAAACUUUGGAUUGUUGUUGAAGAAAGCGCUUUGACUGGUUGGGCUGCUAAUAACAAGGAUGGCGAUCCCAUAAUUGGUCCCUACUACCUGAAAAAUAUUGUAUAUGUUGGAAAAAAUCCAAUAAAUGGUGCCAUUGAGUUACAUAUUCGGGGAAAUUUUUUGUGCAGUCACUGGAUAAAUCUUAAGCUCAAAAUAGCUGCCGAAGUGGAAAAAUGGAUUUUGGAUAUUGUAAAAUGUAUUAUGCCGAAGAAUGAAUUGUUGCUGUACAGUGUAAGAAGUCUAACUGCUGGAGGUAAGGUAUGGAUACGUCAAGGAACAGCGUGCGCCUGGUCAAACGGUUGGAUGUUUCUUGAUCAACAUAAAUUAUAUUACACAUUGGAUAGUUGUGCUAUAUUGUUUGAACUUGAUGUGCGUAAAUUUGUUGGAAUGAAAAGUACAUUGAACAAAGUUGAUUGGUGUGCGUCGGUUAUUGGUUCGAUGAAAGGACCAUUCCUUUUGUUACAAGAGGGAGGUUCUCUAUUCGUGCAAGCUGAGUAUGAUUCGGCUACUGUAACAUGGAUUGAUUUAUUAAGUCAUGAAAUGGAAUGUAGUGGUUAUCGAUUGGAGGACUCGAAGUUAACAUCAGACGAUGUUCCUGUUAUUGUUGAUAAGUGUAUAAAAUUCAUUUCUACUUAUGGUCUUCUUCAACCCGGUUUGUAUCGUCGUAAUGGCCCUAAUGUUGAAGUUCGUGCGCUGUUAGCUGAAUUUAGAAAAGACCCUGUAAAUGUGCACUUGUUGCCUGGAUCAGAUGAUAUGAUAAAUGUAGUAGCUGAUGUACUUCGGUCGUUUUUCAGACAACUUGAUUCUCCGCUUGUCCCGUAUCACAUUCAAGAUCGACUUUUUGCUGUUGCCAACAUGAAAGAACCAACUAGAUUAGAUGAAUAUCAUGAAAUUUUGAUGGGUUUGCCACGAAUACGCAUUCAGACACUGAGACGUAUUCUUGAUCAUUUAAAUGAUGUGACAGAACUUGCAAAUACAAAUUUAGCAACCAUCGAAAAUGUCGCAAAAAUUUUUGGACCAACGUUGUUUUCAGUUGAGCAGGGUAAUGGAGCAGAUAACAGCUUCGCUGCCACAAUGCAGCAAGUGAAUCUCGUCAAAGAUCUUCUUACACAUUAUGCCUCUAUAUUUCGAAUUUCAGCGCGUGAAAUGAUUAUAAAGUCGAAAAUGAAUAUGUUGCAAGAGAAACCAAACCAAACGAAGGCUCGUGCAGAUGGUUUUCUUGUUCCUGUACAUAUUCUUGAGAAAGAUAAUCAUACAUUUAAUGUGCAAUCAUCUUCAAAUGCGGAACAAGUUUGUGAUGCAGCUAGAAACAGACCAGCUAUUCGUAGUGAGACUGAUGUAGACAAUUUUGCACUGUUUGAGGAAAUAAAAUGUGGUCAGUUGGAAAGACGCGUGAAUCCGUCUGAGAAAAUGAGCUCAAUGAUUACUGGCAGAUGGCUUGACUGGGAACCUGCUGAAUGUUUUCUUCUAUUUAAGAGAGAUCCUAUUCCUUAUUCAUUUCGGCUUUCAUAUCCAUUCGCGGAUGAUGUGCGGAUUGCAGAACAGGGGACAAAGUCGUUCAGCGCUGGUCAUUUGAAAUUAGAGGGCGGAUUAGUUGCUUAUUAUAAUAAGGCUUUGAAAAAAGUGAAUGAAUGGCAUACGGACGAUAUACUGUGGUACAUUGGACAUGAAAGUAGUCGUAAACCACCUUAUCCGCACACUCUCACAUUCAUACUACCAAAAGAUAAUACUUUCAAAUAUAAAUCGAAAUAUAUGGGUUAUUGUGUCGCGUUUCGCGAAGCCACUUUGAGGACGCAGUGGCUUAAUGCAGUAAUCAGCUCACAGCAAGAUUUUUAUGCAAGUUCUUUAAUGCCUUUGGUGCAAAUUUGA
Molecule: messenger RNA, 2766 nt
Organism: Acanthocheilonema viteae
Lineage: Eukaryota; Metazoa; Nematoda; Chromadorea; Rhabditida; Onchocercidae
Source: the annotation of a GenBank genome assembly